Paraphaeosphaeria sporulosa is the source of this 967-nucleotide messenger RNA. RefSeq lists its product as uncharacterized. Gene Ontology annotation, biological process: protein localization to kinetochore; kinetochore assembly; attachment of mitotic spindle microtubules to kinetochore. The transcript is spliced from 2 exons. Lineage: Eukaryota; Fungi; Ascomycota; Dothideomycetes; Pleosporales; Didymosphaeriaceae. Gene Ontology annotation, cellular component: kinetochore. Bases 91 to 948 code for a protein of 285 amino acids. The record is from RefSeq and is a predicted model, not a curated record.
CAAACAACAACGCAAACACAUUGACCCCGCGACAGUUCGCGAGCAGCAUUCUCAAGAUACAGUCUUGGGUCGCUUCUACGAGUAGCAAAUAUGGCGCAUGAAUCUGGGUCGCAAUUGACCACCGCUGCCGCAGCGCUCGAACAGCUGCAAAAGUCACCGCCUCUAAAACUUAUCUUUCUUGCGGAGACACUUGCGCCGAAAGAUAACUCCCAGUCCGCAGACAAACGCACUUCGACGGUCUCAGACGACAGCGAGCAGAAUGGCGACACGCAUCCAGCAGCGCUGCAGGCAGAUCUUCAGCAUUACAAGGAAUUGUUCGGCAAACUUCGCUUCAGCUAUGUCGAGCAGGUCACGAAAGAGAAGUUCCUACGCGGCAUUACCGCGGAUCCACCUAGUCUGGUCGAGGCCACCGAGAACGAGGCAAAAGAGAAAGAUAUUCUGGCUUUGAAAGCCACCUUGAAGCAGCGCAAGGUGGAGAUUGCAGAGCUGUUACAGCAACUUGAGGCCAAGGGUCGAGAGCUGGCACUGCGGUAUGAAGGUGUGCAGCUGAAGACGCAGCAGCUCGCGUCACUACCGGUGGAGAUUGAGGGCCUGGAAGCGAACAUCGAGACUCUAAAAAGAGAACAGAUACCACACUCACAAAAUCCUGAGCUCGCGCUGCCGUUACCGGAGACGUCCCAGCUGGUGGAGCAACGCGAAGCUGAACUCACUGCACUCAACGCACAACUUGCGAAGCUUCAGUCAUCAUUACCAAACCGUGCACGCGAGCUGGAGAAGUUGGAACGAGAACUCAAACCGCUGGAAACACAGAAGCAAGGCAUAGUCGCAGCUGCGAAGGAGGCUAGACGACGGAAAGAAGAUGGCGGUGGCAUUGGAGACGAGCUUGAAGAGAGAGGGCGCUGGCUCAGAGCAUCCGAAGUCGCCUUGAACAAGAUGUUAGAGGUGUGAACUUGAAGUAUUCGCAAUG